Bolinopsis microptera is the source of this 820-nucleotide messenger RNA. Its product is annotated as nuclear nucleic acid-binding protein C1D-like. The coding region runs from base 37 to 477 and encodes 146 amino acids. The record is from RefSeq and is a predicted model, not a curated record. The transcript is spliced from 3 exons. Gene Ontology annotation, molecular function: DNA binding; RNA binding. NCBI's taxonomy places the organism in Eukaryota, Metazoa, Ctenophora, Tentaculata, Lobata, Bolinopsidae. Gene Ontology annotation, cellular component: nucleolus; exosome (RNase complex). Gene Ontology annotation, biological process: regulation of gene expression; maturation of 5.8S rRNA.
UAACAAUAAUUCACUGUAGCAGGGUUAGCAUUAGAUAUGUCUGAUGAUGCACUCCCAGACGAAAUGGUUGGAACUUUCCACGACUUCCACAACUCUCUGAAGUCAGUUGAACAGCUCCUUGAUCCCUACCUUGAUACACCACUAGACGAGAUGUAUGAUCUGUUAUCUCCUAUUGAGCAAGCUAAGUCAGAGCUUGUCACAGCAUAUACAGUGAACUCGUUGUAUUGGUCUUUUUUGACUACUCAGGGAGCUAAAUUAGAGCAGCAUCCUCUGAAGAAGGAAAUGGAGAGGAUACAGAUGUACAUGAGGAAAGUGAAGUUGCUUGAAAGUGCUCUUAAAGGUGUCAGGCCACCCACUGGGAACAAUGUGCCUGUUAAUCAGACUGUAGAUAAAUAUGCUGCUGCUCGGUUCAUCAAGCGUGGCAUCGGCCAGGAAGAAGAUAAGUUACCAAAGAAACGAAAAGUUGAUGAAACCUGAUGAUCAAGUAUCUUUGUAAACAAUCUGACAGAUCUGCUGCUGGAUAUUACGUCCUGAACAGGACUGGCAGUAUUUAGUUUGAAUUUGCUUAAAAUCAGUAAAACAGAAACUGGAGACCCGAGAUAAUGAACAAUGAUUAAAUACAAUAUUGUAACAGAUAUUAACCGAUGGCAUUAUAUUUGUAUGUAUUAAACUCGGUCAAAGUUCUAUCGUAAAUAGAUAACUAUGAAAAAUGCUGUUUUUAAAGGGUUUUUAUUUCUAUUGCAAUUCUGUUCAUCGUUUUAGGCUUAACCAUCUUUUGAUGUUUAUUUAUUUUUGGUAAUUUCAGAUUAUACUAUUCAUU